CCAUCAGCUGAUUUUUGUUUACAUCGUGUUAGCUUUAAUUUUCACAAUUAUUUUGCUGCAAAAUGCUUCGGGCCAAUUUUCUAUAUUUAUGUAAGCGAUCAUUUGCUACGCAUUUGACACCAAAACAGCAGGAACUUAUGGCACGGGGACUACCUAAAAGAGCGCCACUGCCUGGUGUAACGAAUAUAGUAAUUGUAGCUUCUGGUAAAGGUGGGGUAGGCAAAUCCACUGUUGCCGUCAAUCUAGCUGUUAGUCUUGCAAAUAAGGGUAAACAUGUUGGUUUAUUAGAUGCCGACAUAUUUGGACCAUCUGUGCCUCUAAUGAUGAAUAUACAUGAAGAACCUUUAGUUGAUGACAACAAUUUAAUGAUACCACCCAUUAACUAUGGUGUUAAAUGUCUAUCCAUGGGUCUACUCGCAAAACAAACAGACGCAAUAAUAUGGCGUGGUCCUCUCGUAAUGUCUGCAGUACAACGACUUUUAAAAGGUGCAGUUUGGUCACCACUUGAUAUACUUAUUGUGGAUACACCACCUGGCACAGGAGAUGUACACCUUUCACUUGCUCAAAAUGUGCCAAUAGCUGGCGUGCUCUUAGUUAGCACACCACAAAAGGCAGCGUUAGAAGUGACACUGCGUGGUGCGCAAAUGUAUCGCAAAUUGGGCGUACCGAUAAUAGGACUGACAGAAAAUAUGGGACAUGCCAUUUGUGGCAAUUGCCGAACGCGUAUGGAAAUUUUUCAGAAUGCAACCGAUUCCUUUACAAAACAAAUUGGUACGAAUGUUUUGGCAUCCAUACCAUUGGAUGGAAAUAUUACGGAAUGUUGUGAUAAAGGUAUACCUUCAGUGAUUAAAUAUCCCGAAACAGAGUAUGCAAAAAGCUACCAAAAAUUAGCCGAAUCUCUUACCCAGGCGUUACAGAAAAGCGCAACCGGCGAGAAGGAAAAUAAAUAAAUUUGUAUGUUUUAAUUUAUUAGCAAGAUUAAAAAAAAGAUAAUUUAAGACUUA
Bactrocera neohumeralis is the source of this 1004-nucleotide messenger RNA. It is a transcript of the gene Nubpl, whose product is annotated as iron-sulfur protein NUBPL. The transcript is spliced from 3 exons. Gene Ontology annotation, molecular function: 4 iron, 4 sulfur cluster binding; ATP-dependent FeS chaperone activity; ATP binding. Gene Ontology annotation, cellular component: mitochondrion. NCBI's taxonomy places the organism in Eukaryota, Metazoa, Arthropoda, Insecta, Diptera, Tephritidae. The record is from RefSeq and is a predicted model, not a curated record. Bases 63 to 950 code for a protein of 295 amino acids. Gene Ontology annotation, biological process: iron-sulfur cluster assembly; mitochondrial respiratory chain complex I assembly.